Nothobranchius furzeri (turquoise killifish) is the source of this 2342-nucleotide messenger RNA. Lineage: Eukaryota; Metazoa; Chordata; Actinopteri; Cyprinodontiformes; Nothobranchiidae. The record is from RefSeq and is a predicted model, not a curated record.
AACGGAUGAAUGUUGUAGAACAGGGGUUAUGGCGAGCAUCAGUGUUUUAUUACAGCAGGAGCUGCUGUCUCACCAGGUCUCACCACACAGCCACCACCGCCCACAUCUCUAAUUAAUAUAAAUGUUCCAAAAAUUCUUCAGACCUAUCUGAUUAAGUUGUGCAAACAUCUUUAGGAAGCUCGUCCAAGUAUGAAAGAGAUCUGAAACAGAAUAUUCCUGAAACUGGAUUUAAACUGAACUGAAAGUUUUCAGUUCCUGGUGUUGAGGGAGGGGUAGGGUCGGUUCCGUCAUGAACGACCCGUCCGGUUCUCGCCUUUUCACUUGAAAGCUGCUAAAAUCUCACUCUCCUGUUGGCAGAUGGAUGACAUAGACGUCAUGUUCAGUGAUCUGCUCGGGGAGAUUGAGGAUCUCUCACAGAGUCUGACACAAGCAGCAGAUGCUCCAGUUGCCGCUCCGCACGAGAGAAACUUCUCCAUCGGCUUGAACGGUAAGUGAUCUUUUGUUCCAGGAAUCCCAAGCCAAGAAAGCAGAAGUUAAAAAGGCAAACAACCGAGAGUCACGCCGCCCUGAUGUAGGAGGAUGUGGAGGCGAGGGCGAUCCUGGGUGGGGAGCAGAGGGACGACCAUAACAAAGUACAAGCAGACUAUCAGUUUAGGACAGGAAAAAGGAAUAAAUGAUCAUUUUAUUUAUCUGUCCAGAUUCAGAGAUGUAACAUCAAAUGUAGCUUUAUGACGUGGAGAGUGUUCUCAGUUUGUUUACCAGGCUGACCCCCUAAGUGAAGAAGACUGAGAAGUGACAUGUUUAGUAGCUGCUAGCUUUUAACUCUUUAUCUUACCAAUCGGCUUUAAAUACACCGAGUUCCUCCCAUGUUCACAUGUUAUUUUAAAAUAGAGACACAUUAGUAGCUCUAGUCUAGUAAACACUGGGUGUUCUUUUACUCCACGUGAUGCUGAAACUUGGGCCGGUUCAUGCUUGCUCCAUAACUUUAAGUAUUGAUUCCAGAGUGUCUUAAUGCUGGAGGACCAUGACCUAGACUCUCUGGUGGCUGACCUAGCCUGCAAGUUCACACUAGAGUCUGUCCACCAUGAAGAGAUCAGCAGCUGUACAGAUGGCCAAACCACAACACCACCCCAGGACUCUAAGCUAGCUGCUGACAGUCCUACGCCUAGAGGGGAGCCUCAAAUGAAAGCAGACAAAAUUAGACUGGCUCUGGAGAAGCUGAAAGAAGCCAAAGUGAGGAAGUUGGUAAUAAAGGUGAUGAUGAGCGACAGAAGCUCCAAGAUUCUGAUGGUGGAUGAGAGGCAGACGGUGCGAGAGGUUCUGGACAAGCUGUUUGAGAAGACUCGUUGUGACGGUAGCAUUAACUGGAGCCUGUGUGAAACCAAUCCUGAGCUGCAGAUUGAAAGAGUCUUUGAGGAUCAUGAAUGUCUGGUGGAGCUGCUGUCUGUCUGGACCCGGCAGAGUGAGAACAGGAUCCACUUUGUCUCCAGACCUCAAAAGCAUGUGAUGUUCACGGAGCCUCAGCUCUUCUUCAUGUGGAGAAAGAAGAAAGCUAGUCUGAGUGGGAUGAAGAGCCAGGCCAGAGAGCUUCUGAUAAAAGAGCACUUUGGGGGAUCUACUCUGAUCGUCCCUGACCUUGAAGGUACUUUAUAUCUGAAGGAGGAUGGAAAGAAGGUUUGGAAGCCUCGGUACUUCCUGCUUAGGGCCUCAGGGAUUUAUUAUGUACCCAAAGGGAAAACAAAGUCAUCCACCGAUCUGGCCUGCUUUGUUCGUUUUGACAGAGUCACUGUCUACCUGAGCAGCAACUACAAGCACAAGUACAAAUCCCCCACCGACCACUGCUUCAUCUUGAAGGUUGGACUAAGGAAGCAUCCCUGCAUCCAGAAGGAGUCCCCCCACAUCAAGUUUCUGUGCUGUGAGGACGAACACACACUGUUGCUCUGGGUAACCUCCAUCAGAAUAGCCAAGUAUGGCACAGCUUUGUAUAAGAACUAUCAGGCUGCAUUAAAGAGGACAUCGACUCUGCAUACUCUCCAAUCCACUGCACACAAAGACAUGGUUAUUGGUCACGGCCAACUGGGAGGCUCAAACCCAGCUCCAUCAUCAAACAUGGAGGACUACCCACAUGAGCCUCCACCUGAUUUCAUCCCUCCUCCUCCUCCUGGACACGUUUGAGACAAACCUCCACGCCGCCAGUCGCUUAGAAGACGAGUUAUUUAUUCACAAACAUCCAUAACUGUUUCAAUGAGGUGUUUAUUACAAAAAGACUGUACAUAAAUUGCAAUCAACACAUCCUAUGUACAAAUGGAGAUGACAGACAUUAAAUUCUGCUCCUGGCAACA